CUAACAGACGCCCCCAUCAUGUAUUGAGAAAUCAUGGCCACAUUAGUGUAGUAACCGCUCGUUCUUUCUACUCCUCCCUCUCAUGGUUCCUGUCAUUCGAGGAAGAUGCCUCUGCCGGUCACUAAGCUCCUCCGUUCUUUCCUUUCCAGGUCGGCCGGACUGCUGUGGCGCCGGAAAGAGGUCGUGUCAUCCGACACCGAGGAUGGCGACUACGAGGGCGGCAACCGAACUCCGCCCUCAGUGGCGGCCGCGGAGUGUUAUGCGUGCACCCAGCCGGGCGCGCCGGCCUUCCACUCCACCACCUGCGACCGCGCCCACUCGCCGGAGUGGGAGGCCAGCGCCGGGUCAUCGCUGAUCCCCAUCCGGCCGAGCCAGACCAACGUGCUGCGAAGCCUCCGGCCGGGCAAGUCGGGGGCGUCGCUGCUCGGCGGCCAGGUGCUCGAUCCGAGGAGCGAGAAGGUGCGACGGUGGAACCGGCUGAUCCUGCUCGCCCGGGCGGUGGCAGUGGCGGUGGACCCACUGUUCUUCUACGUGCUGUCUAUCGGGCGGCGAGGCGCGCCGUGCCUGUACAUGAACGGCGGCCUAUUGGCGAUUGUGACGGCGCUGCGCACGGCGGCCGACGCCGUGCACCUGGUGCACGUGUGGCUGCAGUUCCGGGUGGCGUACGUUUCGAGGGAGUCGCUAGUGGUGGGGUGCGGGAAGCUGGUAUGGGACGCCAGGAUGGUCGCCGUCCAUUACCUGCGGUCGCUCAGGGGCUUCUGGUUCGAUGUCUUCGUCAUCCUCCCGGUGCCUCAGGCUGUCUUUUGGCUGGUCGUCCCCAAAUUGAUCAAAGAGGACAAGAUAAAGCUUAUGAUGACUAUACUUCUGCUCAUCUUUGUGUUCCAGUUCCUCCCCAAGGUUUAUCACAGCAUCUGCGUGAUGAGGAGGAUGCAGAAGGUGACCGGCUACAUCUUCGGAACAAUCUGGUGGGGAUUUGGUCUCAACCUCAUCGCCUACUUCAUCGCUUCUCAUGUAGCAGGUGGGUGUUGGUAUGUUCUUGCAAUCCAACGCGUGGCCUCCUGUCUUCAACAGCAGUGUGAGCAGAAGAACGAUUGCGAUCUUGUAUCGCUGGCCUGCUCUAAGGAGGUAUGCUACCCCUUCACCCUGCGAUCUGGCAUGGCUGCUUCAGCUUGUGAGGGCAACUUGAUGGCAUCUACCGGAAUGCAGAACACUUCGGUGUGCUUAAGUGGCAAUGGUCCAUUUCCAUAUGGAAUCUACAAUUGGGCUCUCCCUGUUGUGUCCAGCAGCUCACUUGCUGUCAAGAUCCUCUAUCCCAUCUUUUGGGGCCUCAUGACUCUGAGCACUUUCGGCAAUGAUCUCGAGCCUACCAGCCACUGGCUAGAAGUCAUAUUCAGCAUUGUUAUCGUCCUAAGUGGCUUGAUGCUCUUCACCCUGUUGAUCGGUAACAUUCAGGUAUUCUUGCAUGCUGUUAUGGCGAGGAAGAGAAAGAUGCAAUUACGAUCUCGGGACAUGGAAUGGUGGAUGAAACGGAGACAGCUACCCUCGCGGCUAAGACAAAGAGUUCGUCAGUACGAGCGCCAGCGCUGGGCUGCAACCAGAGGGGAGGAAGAGAUGGAGAUGAUCAAAGAUUUCCCCGAAGGACUGCGGCGUGACAUUAAGCGUGAUCUCUGCGUUGAUCUCAUUAAGCAGGUGCCUCUGUUCCACAAUUUGGAUGAUCUCAUCCUGGACAACAUAUGCGAAAGAGUUAAACCCCUCGUCUUUUCCAAGGGUGAAAAGGUGAUCAGAGAAGGCGACCCGGUGCAGCGCAUGGUGUUCGUCGUCCGAGGCCACCUGAAGAGCAGCCAGUGCCUCAGCAAAGGCAUGGUGGCCACGUGCAUGCUCGGGCCUGGCAACUUCCUCGGCGACGAGCUCCUCUCGUGGUGCUUGCGGCGGCCAUUCGUCGACCGACUACCAGCUUCCUCCGCCACGUUCGAGUGCCUCGAGCCGGCAGAAGCCUUCGGCUUGGAUGCGCCCGAUCUCCGGUACAUCACAGAGCACUUCAGGUACAAGUUCGCGAACGAGAGGCUCAAGCGAACGGCGAGGUUCUACUCGUCCAACUGGCGGACGUGGGCGGCUGUCAACAUACAGCUCGCCUGGCGCCGCUACAAGACGAGGACGGGAGGCGCGGCGAAUGGACCGCCGGAACAGCGCGACGGCGAACGCCGCCUGAGGAUGUAUGCUGCCAUGUUCAUGUCGCUGCGACCUCAAGACCAUCUCGAGUAGAACAAGAGCAGUCAUGUUGAUCGGAGUUCAAAGGCCACUCGAGAAGAGAAGAAAUUUAGAAUUCAGCACGAGAAAUAAUUCAGCUUGUUGCAUGAAAACUCUGGUGACUUGAUCUCUCAGUCUCCGGUUGAAGCUUUAGAAGCGCCAAUGUUCUUUUCUCGCGCUCCGUGGUGCGAUAUGAAGAAUGCAUUAAGGUAGUUCUUUUCACUUUGAUAUGUGAUUGAAGUUAUAGAGAUGCCAACAUGUUGAUCUUGAAGCACAAAAAUUAGUGAGGAGGUACUUAUUCUAUCA
Musa acuminata subsp. malaccensis (wild Malaysian banana) is the source of this 2553-nucleotide messenger RNA. RefSeq names its product cyclic nucleotide-gated ion channel 2. The record is from RefSeq and is a predicted model, not a curated record. Gene Ontology annotation, cellular component: membrane. Lineage: Eukaryota; Viridiplantae; Streptophyta; Magnoliopsida; Zingiberales; Musaceae. Gene Ontology annotation, biological process: transmembrane transport; monoatomic ion transport. Gene Ontology annotation, molecular function: monoatomic ion channel activity.